GGGCGGCCAGAGGGCGCUGUUCCUCCUCCUCCUCACUUCCGGCCCCUCCCUUCACCCGUGGGAAUUCGGCUGGGGAUUUUCCCACGCUUCUGCCGCUCCUCCGCUACUAGGACAAAGGCGAGCGCGGGUAUCGGUCAAAAGAGCCACUAAAUCCCCCGAAGGCUACAAGGCCCCUCCAGACAUCAGGAAGGAGGCAGAUUUGUGGUGGAUUAGGCUGGGCAGUGAAGGAGACGCCACCUCCUCGGAAGGUAGCGAGAUGUACCUUCAGCCUCCUUCCAGGGAUUCUCUCACAAGAGAGAAGAUGGGCGCUGUUCAGCCAGAUCAGGAUCUGAUGAGCUUGGACGAGGUGGCUGUUUCCUUCACAGCAGAGGAGUGGGCUCUACUUGAUCCACGCCAGAAGAGUCUCUAUAGGGAAGUCAUGGAAGAGAUCUCAUAA
This is a messenger RNA of Pogona vitticeps (central bearded dragon), 436 nucleotides long. The record is from RefSeq and is a predicted model, not a curated record. NCBI's taxonomy places the organism in Eukaryota, Metazoa, Chordata, Lepidosauria, Squamata, Agamidae.